AGCUCCCGGCGCCGCCGCCACCGCCCCUGCGGCAGCCCCCGCGGCCCGGCCUACUCCGCAGCGGGGAAGGGGCGCAGGAGGGGGCCGAGGGCCCGGUGGGCUCGGAGGGGCUGCCCGUCGCGGGGGGUCUCUGGCUUCCCCCCUCUUUCCAAAAAGCCGAACAACGCGCACCGAGGAGCCGUCCUCCCUCGGCCCCGCUUCACCUCGCCGGCUCCGCGCGAGGGGAGCUCGGAUGUCCGGUUUCCUGUGAGGCUUUUACCUGACACCCGUCGCCGUCCCCGGCACUUGCAGAGUUGGGACCGCGGAGCCCCGGCCGCGCUCGCCCGGCGGGGGGUCACCGGGAGGAGCCCGGGGCACCGGGACGCGGAGGGGACCGCAGCCUCGCAGGGGCGCCCCCGGCCCUGCCCCCACGGCGGCCGGCGUCCCGCAGCCGGCGCCUCCACCAUGCACUUGCCGGGCUGCUUCUCUCUGGCGUGUUCCCUGCUCGCCGCCGCGCUGCUCCCCAGUGCGCGCCAGGCGCCCGCCGCCGCCGCCGCCUUCGAGUCCGGACUCGGCGUCUCCGACCCGGAGCCCGACGCCGGCGAGGCCGAGGCUUAUGCAAGCAAAGAUCUGGAGGAACAAUUGCGGUCCGUGUCCAGUGUAGAUGAACUCAUGACUGUUCUCUACCCAGAAUAUUGGAAAAUGUACAAGUGUCAGUUAAGGAAAGGAGGCUGGCAACAUAAUAAGGAACAGCCCAACCCCAACUCAAGGACAGAAGAGACGAUAAAAUUUGCUGCGGCACAUUAUAAUGCAGAGAUCUUGAAAAGUAUUGAUUAUGAGUGGAGAAAGACUCAAUGCAUGCCACGGGAGGUGUGUAUAGAUGUGGGGAAGGAGUUUGGAGCAGCAACAAACACCUUCUUUAAACCUCCAUGUGUGUCCGUCUACAGAUGUGGGGGCUGCUGCAACAGUGAGGGGCUACAGUGCAUGAACACCAGCACAAGUUACCUCAGCAAGACGUUGUUUGAAAUUACAGUGCCUCUCUCUCAAGGCCCCAAACCAGUAACAAUCAGUUUUGCCAAUCACACUUCCUGCCGAUGCAUGUCUAAACUGGAUGUUUACAGACAAGUUCAUUCCAUUAUUAGACGUUCCCUGCCAGCAACACUACCACAGUGUCAGGCAGCCAACAAGACUUGCCCCACAAAUUACAUGUGGAACAAUCACAUCUGCAGAUGCCUGGCUCAGCAGGACUUUAUUUUUUCCUUGAAUGCUGGAGAUGACGCGACAGAUGGAUUCUACGAUGUCUGUGGGCCAAACAAGGAGCUGGAUGAAGAGACCUGUCAGUGUGUCUGCAAAGGGGGGCUCCAGCCUUCCAGCUGUGGACCCCACAAAGAACUAGACAGAAACUCAUGCCAGUGUGUCUGUAAAAACAAACUGUUCCCUAGUUCAUGCGGGGCCAACAGAGAAUUUGAUGAAAACACAUGCCAGUGUGUAUGUAAAAGAACCUGCCCGAGACAUCAACCCCUAAACCCUGCAAAAUGUGCCUGUGAAUGUACAGAAAAUCCACAGAAAUGCUUGUUAAAAGGAAAGAAGUUCCAACAUCAAACGUGCAGUUGUUACAGACGACCAUGUACAAAUCGACUGAAGCCUUGUGAGCUGGGACUUUCAUUUAGUGAAGAGGUGUGUCGCUGUGUCCCUUCAUAUUGGAAAAGACCACAUAUGAACUAGAUUGUGCUAUCGUCAUUUUUCUAUCGUGGAAAACUGUGCUGCCACAUUAGAACUGUCUAUGAACAGAGAGACCCUUGUGGGACCAUGGUAACAAAGACAAAAGUCUGUAUUUCCUGAACCCUGUGGAUAACGUUACAGAAAUGGACUGGAUCUCAUCUGCAAAAGGCCUCUUUUAAAGACUGGUUUUCUGCCAAUGACCAAACAGUGGAGGUUUUUCUCUUGUGAUUUUUUUUUUUUUAAAUAAUGACUAUAUAAUUUAUUUCCACUAAAAAUAUUGUUUCUGCAUUCAUUGUUUAUAGCAAUAACAAUUGGUAAAGCUCACUGUGAUCAAUAUUUUUAUAUCAUGCAAAAUACGUUUAAAAUAAAAUCAAAAUUGUAUUAUAA
Molecule: messenger RNA, 2088 nt
Organism: Lemur catta (Ring-tailed lemur)
Lineage: Eukaryota; Metazoa; Chordata; Mammalia; Primates; Lemuridae
Gene: VEGFC
Product: vascular endothelial growth factor C
Exons: 7
Coding region: 445-1704 (419 amino acids)
Biological process (GO): positive regulation of endothelial cell proliferation; positive regulation of protein phosphorylation; positive regulation of mast cell chemotaxis
Cellular component (GO): membrane
Molecular function (GO): growth factor activity; vascular endothelial growth factor receptor 3 binding; chemoattractant activity
Source: RefSeq, a predicted model, not a curated record